GGCGGCAGUUGCCUGGGCGGGGCCGGUAGCGGCGGGAGCUGCGCUGGCCAGGGGUUCCGGCUGUAUUUCUAUGAGCGCAGCCGGCAGCUGCGGAGCUGCGGGAACCGGACUCCGGGCGGGCUGGACCGCUGGAGUCAAUGAGAGAAGCUUUUAGGUUAAUUUGAAUACAAGAUCAGAUCUGAUUGGCCCACCUGGACACCUGUUCAAGGCAAGCCCGUAUUCUCCGUGAGAGGAAUAAGCGACGUAGAUCAAGAUGAAUGCCAUGCUAGAGACCCCCGAGCUCCCCGCCGUGUUUGACGGGGUGAAGCUGGCUGCCGUAGCUGCCGUCCUCUAUGUCAUCGUGCGGUGUUUGAACCUGAAGAGCCCUACUGCUCCUCCUGACCUCUACUUCCAGGACUCCGGGCUCUCACGUUUCCUGCUCAAAUCCUGUCCUCUUCUGACCAAAGAAUACAUUCCACCACUGAUCUGGGGAAAAAGCGGACAUAUCCAGACAGCCUUGUAUGGGAAGAUGGGGAGGGUGAGGUCGCCACACCCUUACGGGCACCGCAAGUUCAUCACCAUGUCGGAUGGUGCCACUUCUACCUUUGACCUCUUCGAGCCUCUGGCUGAGCACUGUGUUGGAGAUGACAUCACCAUGGUCAUCUGUCCUGGAAUUGCCAACCACAGCGAGAAGCAGUAUAUCCGAACCUUCGUUGACUAUGCCCAGAAAAAUGGCUACCGGUGCGCAGUGCUAAACCACCUGGGAGCCCUCCCCAACAUUGAACUGACCUCCCCACGAAUGUUCACCUAUGGCUGCACGUGGGAAUUUGGAGCCAUGGUGAACUACAUCAAGAGGACAUAUCCCCAGACCCAGCUGGUCGUCGUGGGCUUCAGCCUGGGUGGUAACAUCGUGUGCAAAUACUUGGGGGAGACGCAGGCAAACCAGGAAAAGGUCCUGUGCUGUGUCAGUGUGUGCCAGGGGUACAGCGCACUGAGGGCCCAGGAGACCUUCAUGCAGUGGGACCAGUGUCGCCGGUUCUACAACUUCCUCAUGGCCGACAACAUGAAGAAGAUCAUCCUUUCUCACAGACAAGCUCUCUUUGGAGACCAUGUUAAGAAACCCCAGAGCCUGGAGGACACAGACUUGAGCCGGCUCUACACAGCCACGUCCCUGAUGCAGAUUGAUGACAAUGUGAUGAGAAAGUUCCACGGCUAUAAUUCCCUGAAGGAAUAUUAUGAGGAAGAGAGCUGCAUGAGAUACCUGCACAGGAUAUAUGUGCCUCUCAUGCUGGUUAAUGCAGCUGACGACCCCUUGGUGCACGAAAGUCUUCUAACCAUUCCAAAGUCUCUCUCAGAGAAACGGGAGAAUGUCAUGUUCGUGCUGCCUCUGCAUGGGGGCCACCUGGGCUUCUUCGAGGGCUCCGUGCUGUUUCCCGAGCCGCUGACGUGGAUGGAUAAGCUGGUAGUGGAGUAUGCCAAUGCCAUUUGCCAAUGGGAAAGGAAUAAGUCCCAGUGCUCAGACACGGAGCAGAUGGAGGCCGAGUUGGAAUGAGGUCUCUGGACUCUGGCGUGCUCCAGCGGCCCUCCUCUGGAACCCACGUCCCUUUGACGGCUGUUUCAGGUCUCCCAGUGACCUGGAUCUGACCUCAUACCAUCAGUGGGGGGUUACCCAUCAUGCAACCUGUCUCAAGUAGGCGACUCUCCCUGGGAGCGCCAGGCUAUUUUUGUGCUUAGUUACGGGUUUUCUCCAUUGCAUCGUUAGCCAUGGUGACAAGCUACAAGAUUCUCACCCUUCUGUCCAGUUUCAGUAUCUGAUUGCUUUCACGCUGGUUAACAUCUAGUUUUCCUAGUAAGGAGCUAGUCUGAACUACAGUUUUGCUUUGCCAAUCAAAGGCCUUUCCCCGAGAACAGUGAAGGAUGUACGUCACUCUGUGAUGGAUGUAUGCGCCGUACUAGAGUCCAGCAUCCCUAGUGCUGAAGAAAUUACUCAGCUUGGGAGUCUGAGAACCUGGGGCUUCCCGGGCCUGAGGUUUGCCUGUGAAGCAAAGGAAAUUCUCUGAAUCAAAA
This is a messenger RNA of Mus pahari (shrew mouse), 2046 nucleotides long. It is a transcript of the gene Abhd2, whose product is annotated as abhydrolase domain containing 2. Gene Ontology annotation, biological process: steroid hormone receptor signaling pathway; acylglycerol catabolic process; medium-chain fatty acid catabolic process. The transcript has 11 exons. Gene Ontology annotation, cellular component: sperm plasma membrane; sperm flagellum. Gene Ontology annotation, molecular function: acetylesterase activity; monoacylglycerol lipase activity. NCBI's taxonomy places the organism in Eukaryota, Metazoa, Chordata, Mammalia, Rodentia, Muridae. Bases 254 to 1531 code for a protein of 425 amino acids. The record is from RefSeq and is a predicted model, not a curated record.